GGCAUUCGAAAGUCGCUUGGCUGAUAGUGUUUCCUCUUCCUCCUCCUCCCUCGCCGGCGGUUCGCUCGGGGCUCUGCCGGGCCGCGGCGCCGCUUCUCGGGACAGGGGCGAGCCUUGGCCGGUAAGGGCUUGCGGAAGGGGAAUACGAGUGCUCGCCCUGCUCGGGGUCGCUCUCUUCAGCGAUGGCAGCGUGGGAGGCCGCCGAAAUGUCCUUCGGUCUSAGGGGCGUGAGAGAGCGGAUGCGGGAGAAGAAAAAGGGUGCCYUGAGGACUGCGAAGUUGAAUGCCUCGCUUGCGUCAAAAAUCAAAACAAAAAUCAUCAACAACUCCUCCAUUAUGAAAGUCUCCCUAAAGCAGAACAAUAAAGCAUUGGCUCUGGCCCUCAAUGCAGAGAAAGCCAAUGCACAGCGGCUCACCCAGGAGAAGACCAUCUUACAGAAGGAGGUGAAGCAGUGCCACUUCCAGAACGCGGUGCUGCGGCACAGGCUCUCCUUCCUGAAUAAUAUGUUGAAAAAAAUGGACAAUCUUAUGGCUGCAGUUAAGAUGGCAGAGCUGUCUGAGUUGCAUACAAAUUCUGCAUCCUUGUUCAGUGGCCAGAAGAGCAACAUGACUGAAGAUAGCUGGGCUGAUGAUAUUUCAGAUGGUCAGGUUCUGAGGGUUACACGGUUACCAAUGAGAGUGCCCAUUUCCAAGCUGUGUAACGCAGGGCAGGAAGCUGGCAGCUCCACAGCAGUACAGACAUCCUCAGAAGAACUUCAAAGACCUGCUUCUAAUGAGCCCUUGGAAGUUKUGCCUGUUGCCUCCAAAGAUACAUUGCCUCCACAGCAUGCUGAGAAGCCUCAUUUCCACCAGGAAGAGGAUGGCAAGAAGUUGACCGAAGCAAUGGAAACAGAGGAAGCUUUUCAUGAAUCUCACAUCUUUGGAGAUGUCUUGUGCACCACCGAACAAAAUCCCAACAAUUUGCCAGUGCUUGGCUKGGAAAGUCAUACUCUUUCCUAUGAGUCUGAUGAGAUGGUAAAACAUUUCUUUGACCGUCUGUCACAAGGGCAUGUUACUCAGAGGAGAAAGCGCUCCACCCUGUUUGCUACAAGCACUCCAUCUUCUGCUCCAGAUAUGUUCCCACAUAUCGGUUCCACUCAGGCAGCUUGGGGUAAUCCWGCACAGGACAACAGCAGCUCCAGCAAGAACAACACACAGCAACAGCUGAGAUUUCCCAACCCUCUGGCUUCACCUGCUGAAGCCACUGUUAUUUSCCAUAGAAAUUCGGGGGGUGAAGAGACUUUCUGUGACCAGCCACAGGCAAAAGAAACAGGGUGUGAUAUUGAAAUGGACCCCAGCUACAGGCAAGUCUCUGAGUUUGUUCCUGUAAAGGUUAAAAGCAAAGUUAACUGUAAAACUGGAGAYAAAAAGACUGUUAAAAAAGCAAGAACAGGAAAAAAGAAAACAACUGCAAUUAAAAACUAUGCAGAAAGUAGUCCUKAUAGAUCUCAAAGUGAAAAGUGUGAUCAAAAUGCAAAGAAGCUUCCUCAGCCAGCGGUUGCAACAUGUUCUAGUGAGUCUGAAGUCUGUGAGAUGGGGCAGAAGGCUUGUUUGGGGGCUUGUGACAGGAAGAAUAGAGASUGUGGUGUGGAAUACCAUUCCCCCUCUCCUGAAGCCCAAGACUUUGGAAGUACAUAUGUGAUGAAUCCAGCACAGCUGCACAGUCCYGRAAGUGUUGACUUAACRCAACAGGUUGAGAAGGGACCUAUCUUUGAGAUCCAAAGUAUGGAGAGCUUGCUAAAAGCUCCAGUUGAUACCUUCUCAAGACAUGAAGUUCCCUCAGGUGAUUCCAGUCUACAAAAUUCUACAAAAUUGUCAAGUGUAAACACAAAGAGCAUCAGACAGAAAGAUAACAGAAAAACUAGAGUAAUUGGAGACAGAGAUGAUUCUCAUGAGGAGUAUCUGCCAAAUAKCAUGAUAAUGCCAGAGGCCAAAGCUAAAGAACAGCCUAAAAGAACACAAACAAUCAGGAAGAAGACUGUCAGGAAAAGCAAUUGUGAUCAGAGAAAUGAAGUUGAUGUUUUUAGGCCCUGUAUAGAUGUUCAGGAGGUAGCUAAAGAGAGCACAAAGGAUUUGCCAGGUAAUCUUAAACACAGCAGGAAAACUUACAUUGUCCAUCCUUUGGAUCUUGCAGGAAACUUGGGUUGUAUCCAGACAGAAUUUGAAGGGGGUGAAAAUGUACCUCCCAGGUGUGUUCCUGGGAGCAAAGCAAGCAAAAUUCCCAGAGCUGCUAAGACCAAUCAAAAGGGUAAUAAAAAACAGACAGGGGAAGAAAAAGGACAAACUGAAGUUGACAACAACAUGAAUGCUUUGAAAAAAAAAGCCUAUUGUGAACCCACGCCUCAAAGGAAGAGAGGYAGCUCUAGACCUCCAGAGACUGAUUCUUUGGCCAGGAAAAGUAAUGGUGCCAAGGUUCUCACUGGAAGUUCCACAGAAUGUGCAUCCAAGCAAACUGUCCUGGUGGGGCCGUUUUCCUCCAUUACACAUCUGCUGUCUGAGGCAGAUGCUUUGCUGGGGGAGCAGCUACCUGAGAUAUCACUUGCAGAUAGUCUCAUGGCCCUUUCACACAGUAUUGAAUCCUCCCCAGUGACCACUUCUGCAGUUUUGCCCGUCAGCUCCAGACUUACAGAAAGACCAGUUUCCAAGARCUUAAGGACAGAGGAAAACAGAAUGCCAGCAAAAUCCCCUGAAUGUUUGAAAAAACCCCUGAUAUUUAAAGAAAAAACUGCRGAGGAAAUACCURGGGAAAGAAASCAAAUUCAGUCAAAUUGUCGGACGKCACCAUCACAGGAACCUGAUAUCAGGCCACUACGGGACUUGAACAAUUCCAGGGUUCUGUCUCACUCCAGUUCGGAGGAGGUAUCGGGGCGCUCAUCCAGGCGGAAUCGGAAGCCAACCAGCUACAAAGAGCCACCAAUCAAUAGGAAACUGAGGCAGGGUGACCCAUUUACAGACACUGAGUUUCUCCACUCUCCUAUCUACAAAAGAAAAAAGAAGCCUGUCAAAGCUGAGGGAAUGACCAAGAAGAUGAAAGAGGACGAAGGAUGGCUUCCUGAAGGAUGUCCCAGUGCUAAGGCAGGCAAUUUUAUAACAACAGAAAGGAGUCAGAAUUAGAACAGUAAUUAAAAGGCAGCCCCCAAGCUCCUAGAAACUUGUGCAUUUAGCCACAAGGCUACAACUUUGAAUGCAGAGGCCUGAGCAAAGAUGGAGGUAGCUUGACCAGGCAGCUGAACUAUUCCAGUUAAGGCAACCCAAGGACCAGUUUGACAAAUGGAGCCUUAUACCAUGGAUUUCUUGUGUUUUGAAAUCUUUGGGACUCACAGGGUGGGAAAAGUGGUUGACAUAAAUUGAUGGAUGUCUGUUUUAAUGAUG
Molecule: messenger RNA, 3410 nt
Organism: Malurus melanocephalus (red-backed fairy wren)
Lineage: Eukaryota; Metazoa; Chordata; Aves; Passeriformes; Maluridae
Gene: SGO2
Product: shugoshin 2
Exons: 8
Coding region: 183-3152 (989 amino acids)
Biological process (GO): meiotic chromosome segregation
Cellular component (GO): nucleus; chromosome, centromeric region
Source: RefSeq, a predicted model, not a curated record